Messenger RNA from Macroventuria anomochaeta, 809 nucleotides. RefSeq lists its product as uncharacterized. The transcript has 3 exons. NCBI's taxonomy places the organism in Eukaryota, Fungi, Ascomycota, Dothideomycetes, Pleosporales, Didymellaceae. The record is from RefSeq and is a predicted model, not a curated record. Bases 1 to 465 code for a protein of 154 amino acids.
AUGCAGAGCCAGAACACCGUGCAGGACCCUGACGCCGGCUGGAAGCCAAACAACCGCCCUCAGUCCACCGUUGCCCGCAACUUCAUGGACGAGCUCGACACGCUGUUCAAGCUCGACAGCAGCCUCGAUACACUGGAUAAGACUGUGCACGAGAAGAAGCAAGCCGUUAGCACACAAGCACAGGAGCUCGAGGCCCUGCAGAAGAGGCUACGGGAGGCCGAAGAGCGACUGAGCCAGGCCACGGGCAACUCGCCGCCGAAACGAAAGGACAGCCAGCGCCGAAGUCCCAUCUCAGGCAUCUUUCCCAACAAGGACACAGCUCCUGCGAACAGUCCGCUGGCGGCAAGGCACCCGCAGACAAUGGACAUCCCGGGUACGCUACCCGCGACACGUACACUUGGGCACAGGCUGACUUUGGUAGAACGACCACACUCCGCGCACUCGCGCGCUAGCGUCAAGGUCUAGAUGACUAGCAUCUUUUAGUCCGACAUACCCCAGACUCGCGCCCACGGCAAAGAUUAGCGACUCUGACCGGACAUAUAUCAUUGUAAUCGACGAAGUCCAUAUCAUUUCUGGAGGAGGAUCAUUUUUGCAUUUGCAUUCUGCUUAGCCCAUUGUUGGCUCGUUUGGGAGGAAGGGAUAUCCAUAGGCGCUGGUCAGCGUAGGAGCAAUCCAUGUUGCGUGCCUGUAUCAAGUUGUGAAUCCACGCUUUGCAUCAUCAGUUGUUCAUACUCUCGACUCCAGAAGUGCGUCAGACGGAGACAAGAGAGUGAAUCGGAUUCGUUCGUAGACAGGGUGUUUCAAGUUUG